AUGAGGUCUCGUAGUGUGGAGCCCUUGAUCCAAAGGCUGCCACCCCUUAAAAGAGCCGCUAGUCUUACAGAGGCUGAGGCACGUCGGGCAUUGCGCUGUCUUCACGAGUUUUCCUAUUACCCAAUCCCAGAUGUGUUAGGACAGGAGGUGCCCAGGAAGACGCAGGACGAUCCCGUGCUAGACUCUGGUUAUGUCUCGGAAAACGAAGCCGAUGAGAUAGCCAACGAGAACAAGGCCAUAUCCCUGUAUCUGGAACCGCUAGAACGCGACUUUGCUGUGCGAUGGCUUACCGGAUUUGUUGGACAAGCCUGGGAACUCCCUCUGGAUGAUGAUAAUCGAGAUGGCUUUGUGGAUGCGGCAUGUUCGCUGCUGUCGCAUCUGACUUCGACCGAGAAUGGCUGCAGUACGAAUGACGAGGAGGAUCUUGGCAUGACGCGGCGAUUUGAGUUUUCGACGGGUGACGACGCCAAACUACUUGUUGUUGAUCUCUACGACACUCCCAUGCAAACAGGAGAAGAUCAUACCGAUGUUGGCUUGCAGACUUGGGGAGCAUCCAUCGCAUUCUCACAGAUGCUUUGCACCGCGCCAUCAGACUUUAACUUGGAUCGGAGAACGCUUGCUUCCUCCACACGAAUCGUUGAGCUUGGGGCCGGCACAGGCCUUGUGAGCAUGGUGCUUGCAAGCCUCCUGCCCUCAAUAGCUGAUUCACUCCCAUCCAUCGUCGCAACAGACUACCAUCCAACUGUUCUAAAGAACCUGGAAAGAAAUGCCGCCUCUCUCAGCUCUAGAUCGGAACCCGCCGCAUCGAUGCAAGUCGCCCAUCUCGAUUGGUGUGCUCCAACGCGUGAGCCUCCGCUGGAUGUGUUGGCAGAUAUUGUUAUCGCCGCAGAUGUUGUCUACGCUGCGGAACAUGCUCGUUGGCUUCGCCAUUGUGCCGCUUAUAUCCUCGCGCCUGAAGGUGUCUUCUGGCUGAUGGUAUCUAUCCGACCAAAUGGCAAAUUCGAAGGCGUUUGCGAUUCAAUUGAGGCCAUAUUUUCUGAAAAUAAUACGGAUGCUGCAGACAGCUGUCAGCAUCUAAGGAUCUUGAGCAAGCAGUGGAUUGAUAAGAAGCAAAGUAUCGGACGAGCUGAUGAAGUCGGAUAUAGGCUCUUCAAGAUUGGCUGGGUAUAA
Trichoderma gamsii is the source of this 1170-nucleotide messenger RNA. RefSeq names its product methyltransferase. The transcript has a single exon. The record is from RefSeq and is a predicted model, not a curated record. The coding region runs from base 1 to 1170 and encodes 389 amino acids. Lineage: Eukaryota; Fungi; Ascomycota; Sordariomycetes; Hypocreales; Hypocreaceae.